AGCAUGGUACCAACACAGAGCUAAUUUGUAGGGCGCAAUAUAAAUAUGGAAGCAGAUAUUAGAAGUAGCGGGACACAAGAGAAGAAAAAACGUGGUCAUAUUGAUGAACAUACCCGUGGUUAUUACAGAAGGGUGUCGGACACUCUUCAAGAAGGAUUUGAAUCCUCAGAGGAACGAGAUUUGUUCCUGAGGAAUGUGUUCAAACAGUUGGCUACAGAAGCAGUGACUGUUUCACAAAACCAGACUGUAAGCCGAGUGGUGGAGAAUAUUGUCCAAUGGGCAAGUGGGACACAACUCUACCAAAUCCUGACAGCUUUUUCUUUUGACUGGGAAACUGUGUGCACAAAUCGAUUUGCAAGUUAUGUGACACAAACAAUAAUAAAAGUCACACCACAAUUUUGGAACCAAAAAGUCAGUGACAGUGAUGAUGAAACUGAUGAUGAUGAAGAUGCUCAUGCUAAUAUUGAUAGCGAAAAGGAGAAUGAGAAAGAUAAGAAGGGAAAAUACUCCACAAGCCUUAGGGUUGACUUUCUCAGUUUGUGUGGUCAUGUCUUGGAAAACACUGACACCUAUGUUGAACACACAUAUGCAAGUCACAUUAUUAGAACUUUAUUGGAAGCCACUGGUGCUGUGAGGGUGACGGAGAGAAUUAUUCGGAGUAGGUUGUCACGGGAACAGAUGUCGGAAAGAAAUAAAGUCACUCCAGAGCUAGUGAAAGUGGAAGAAUUGCAACCUGUGUGUCAAAAAAUUUGUGCCAGAAUUAUGGAGAUAGUUUUAUCAAAACCAGAGUAUUUCCACAAUCACCUGGUGGUUCCUGUGGUGCAGACGGUGCUGUUGGUGUCACACAAAAACCACCCAGAACAGUGCUCAGAAUAUUGUGACCGGAUUGUGUCCUUGAUGAUGAGAAAUAAAAAAGAUGGUUCAACUCAGAAGACUGCAUUCCGUGCCAUGGUGCUCAGCCAAGUGAGUUCCCACCUCAUAGAACAGAUCCUAGAACUGUCCACAGAGGGUCAGUACCAGAGCCUGCUGGACACUCAUUUUCUCCCCAAUCUGCCUGAGUGGAGUGGACAUCCUGUUGGGAAUUUCGUAGUCCAGAGACUGAUCAAAAAUGUUCAUAACACAUCUCAGUUGAAGCAGGUGUUCCAGGCAUUACAGAAAGAAUUGGAGAAUAUUUUAGCUCACAACUGCUGUGGAGUUGUGGUGCAGCUAGCAGAGGCAUGUCACAGAUUGGGGGCCAAACAGGACAAAUUUGUGAAGGCCUUGAUGAAAGCAUUUCACUGCUAUAGCCCUGUUGAAAGACAAAUGAAGUUUAUGUCCUUGGUUACUUCCCUCACAACCUAUGAAGUUUUCUUCAAGAUAGAGGGCUCUGAUGAGCAAGACAACCCACAGGAGGAGUCAUCUAGCACCUCCAUUCCCAUGUUAACAGAAGUGAACUAUCACGGGUCACUACUGGUACAACACCUGUUGAAAUACGGCAACCCACGCCUCCUUGUCUCCAGUUUUCUCGACCUCAAACCAACAGAGCUGCAAGUGUUGGCCUGUAACGCCUCUGGCAGCCAUAUUGUGGAAGCGUUCCUUCACAGUCCAACGAUAGGAGAGAAGAGCCAAGAUGUUCUGUACGGAAGGCUCAAGGGUCAUUAUGUAGCAUUAGCCUGUCAUCGUAACGGCAGCCGUACAUUGGACAGCCUGUGGGCUCAAGCCUCCCUAAAGAACAGAAUCCUGAUAGCAGAAGAGCUAAUUAAGCAGGAGUCCAAGUUAAGAAGUGACCGCUUUGGCCAGUACAUCUACAAGAACUGUGCCCUGCAGAACUUUGCCCACCGUAGACGAGAAUGGAAAGAAGUGCAGACUGGAAACAUUAAGAAGAGGAAGUUGUUCAAGGAGCUCUUGGAUGAUAAAGAUGAUGUACCAAACAAGAAGAGCAAAGAAGAACAAGGUGGUGACCUUUGUUUGGGGAAAAUGCAGCUUUCCGAAUUGAAAGAUGAUCACAAAGGACACGGUCUAGAACUGCAUGAUUCCCAUGAUUCUUCAAAGAAGACAAAAAAGAAAGGAAAAAAUAAAAUCAAAAUCCCCAUUGACAAAAAGAAAAAACAGAAUUCACGAAAGCAGAAAAUACAAGAGCAAGGAUCAAAGACAAAGAAAUGUUAACUGGGAUCCUGGACAUUCAGCAAAAUGAAUAAAUAAAUGAAACUGUUUGAUUUGCUUUGUAAUGGAUUUGAGAUUCAGGGGGAGGGUGACCUUGUGGAUGACGUUGAGAACAAGGCAGCAACAGAGAAGUCGCAGGGUCUGUGGUCAGUGAUAACAUCGUUAAGGAGAAAGCUGCAAUAGACCUGUAGUGAAUUUGGAGGGAAUGAGUUAUACCAGUUACUUUUUUUCAUUAUUUAAAUGUGAAAUCACAAGUUUUAUUUUCUUUUUCAUUAUUUAUGUGAAAUCCCAAGUCUUAUUUAAAGAAAUACUUAAAAUUGUAUCACAAGUACUUGUCAUGCAAAAUAUAUGUAAAUAAAUAUUUCUCCAUGUAAACUGA
Messenger RNA from Lingula anatina, 2521 nucleotides. RefSeq names its product nucleolar protein 9. Gene Ontology annotation, cellular component: nucleolus; 90S preribosome; preribosome, small subunit precursor. Gene Ontology annotation, molecular function: RNA binding. The record is from RefSeq and is a predicted model, not a curated record. Gene Ontology annotation, biological process: ribosomal small subunit export from nucleus; endonucleolytic cleavage in ITS1 to separate SSU-rRNA from 5.8S rRNA and LSU-rRNA from tricistronic rRNA transcript (SSU-rRNA, 5.8S rRNA, LSU-rRNA); endonucleolytic cleavage in 5'-ETS of tricistronic rRNA transcript (SSU-rRNA, 5.8S rRNA, LSU-rRNA). NCBI's taxonomy places the organism in Eukaryota, Metazoa, Brachiopoda, Lingulata, Lingulida, Lingulidae.